This is a messenger RNA of Dermacentor albipictus, 4179 nucleotides long. RefSeq lists its product as uncharacterized. Gene Ontology annotation, cellular component: nucleus. Gene Ontology annotation, biological process: positive regulation of transcription by RNA polymerase II. The record is from RefSeq and is a predicted model, not a curated record. Lineage: Eukaryota; Metazoa; Arthropoda; Arachnida; Ixodida; Ixodidae. Gene Ontology annotation, molecular function: DNA-binding transcription factor binding; transcription coactivator activity.
GCGCCCGUCCGCCCGCCGGCCACGCGCAACGUCGUCGCCGCCGCUCUGCGAGCCGCAGUGGCCGCCGCGCGCGGGAUCGGCCCGGCACAGACAUGCGGCGCAGGAGGACCGCGCGCCACACGAGACCCCGCCACGUGCCGCACCACCGCGCCGCCACCGCUGUCGUCCGCGACGUCACGGCCACGCUGAGGCAGCGCUGCGUGCCCACGACAUGUCCGGACCCAAGAAGAUGAAGACUACUGGUUCGUCACGACGGGGUGCCACCGGUGCUGGAGGUGGGGGAGGGGGAGGAGCGGGUGGCAACGGCGGCGCCGCCAACCACCUGGUCCAGGGCGCAGGCCCCGGCGUGGGGCCCCACCCAGCCAUGUCAGGCUCGAUGCCGGGCCCCGAGUGCGCGGGCUGCCAAAAGCCCAUCCGCGAGCGGUUCCUGCUCAAGGCGCUUGACCAGCUGUGGCACGAGGACUGCCUCAAGUGCGCGUGCUGCGACUGCCGCCUCGGAGAAGUCGGCUCUACCCUCUUCACUAAGGCCAACCUCAUACUCUGCAAGAGGGACUACCUCAGGUUAUUCGGCACCACUGGAUUGUGCUCAGCGUGCAACAAGACCAUCCCAGCCUUUGAGAUGGUCAUGAGAGCACGCGGCAACGUCUAUCACCUGGAGUGCUUUGCCUGUCAGCAGUGCAAUCACAGGUUCUGCGUGGGCGACCGCUUCUACCUACACGAGAAUCGCAUCCUCUGCGAGUACGACUACGAGGAGCGAAUGAUCUUCGCUAACAUGCCGUACUUCGGCGGCGCCGGUGGCGGUGGCGCCGGAGGGAUGCCGGGGACUGGAGCCGGUGGACCGAUGGGCCUCAACCACCACCACGGUCCGCCACCUCCCGGAGUUACAUCAGCCGCGGGGAGCAGCCUCGGGGGCCAGCCCAAGCGGUUGCCCGGACAGACACCGCCUGGGCCUGGACCCCCGAUGGCUGGAACCGGUGCUCAAGGAGCACCCUCUGGAAGUGCGGGAGCGGCGCCUCCGGGACCUCUACCCAACGGCACGGCAAGUCACCACAUGACGGACGGCGCGGACCAUCUCUCGGGUGGCGUCCACACCGUGGGACACCCUUCGGCGCACCCUAGCGGUCCGUAUGGGAACCAGCCACCCGGCACAGAGUCCAUGCUCGAAGCCAAGUGAAACCAGACAUUGGUGCCGUUGUCUUGUUGUGGGGGUCCCUCAAGAUAACGUCGCAACGGCGAGCUGAGCUGUUGUUCUAUUACAAUUCAUUUGACAAAAUUUUCUUUUAAUUCGUGUCAUCCGCCGCCGUAACGGGCAGAUCCCCAGGGCAAAGUGUAGGCAAGUCGUUACUGUAUUUCCGUGAUAAAAGGUCAAGAGGUUCCGUUUCAAAUAGAAGAAAUAUCGUUGAUUAUGCCAACCAUGAAUGAACAUUAAUACUGCCAGUUUUCAGGCUCGAAGAUGGGAUGGCUUGGGGAUGAAACGGCCGCGUUAUCGCUAGCGUUCCCUUUUUCUUUAUUUCUUUUUUUUGUGUGUACAGAGUCGGUAGUACAUAUUGUGUGGAUUUGUGCAAUGUCUGCAAACGCAACCACACUUUCAAAUAGAACAGACAAGCAGAUUAUAAAGAAACGCACGUCUGAAUACCCAACGUGUCUCUAAGGAAACAAACGCAAAACAUGUGCCAGUGUCAGACGCCGUUACAGCUUCUAUUUGGCAGGACCGACGUUCUCUGUUUGGAAUCAUUGAAGUAGCGUUGCGGUGACUCCUCCAGCAGGAUUCAUACAGCGUCCUCUCACCCGCUAAACAAGCGAAUGUGAAACAGCAGUCAUGUGUGUGAUCACUUUUCCUUUGUUUUGUACAGAGUCAUCAGUAGAAGAGUGAAAUGGGUUAAUGCGCGUGUGUGUGUGUCUUCGGCGCUUUCGCACGAGAAAUCAGAAUUACAAACGAGCUGCAAAACACGUUUCUGUGCUCCAGGUUUGUACAGUGUUAAUUUGCUCACGCGGAAUUGCGAAAGACAUGGUAGUGCUCAAGUAAUGAAAGAAUCAACCUGCGUCAUGGUGAGUUCCCUAACUAGUACCCUUUUACUCCACAUAUCUGCGCACCGCACUCAUUAUAGUGAACAGACUGGCCUGGAAUAGGCUGCCAAAUGAAAGAAAAGAGAGUAAACAGCCUUUUAGCUUUUCGAUGAAACCGGUUCCGGCUUUCUUUUUCCUAUAUUUUUUUUUACACUUCAAGAUCAUCGGUUUGAUGUUUGCUUGCUUUUGAUAACAUUUCAACUCCACCAGAAAAGGUGGAGUAGAAAGGAAUUGAGUCUCCUUUCUGUCUCUGUCAGCUGGCGCUAAUAUGUUAUCCAAGGUAGAAUACAGACACACCCAAUACACAGCAGUGAUACAGUCUGCUUCCUUUGUCGCUGUACCAAUAAAGCUGAUAAAGACCUUUGCUGUUCAACAGGAGGUAUGUUCUUCGUACAUGGGACAGACCCCGUACUUCGUCAAAUACUGCGGUAAGGAAUAAGAGUGGCACAGAUACUACCGAUAGCGGAAGUGUUCAGCGUUUUGUGUUAUGCAUAUGAGAAAAAGAAAGUACAUAUUGUUGCAGGCUGGACCAUUCGCUGCUUUACUUACAAUUUUCUUAAACAGCUGACAGUAUAUUUCGCCAUUCUCCCUAACAAAAUGUCCGCUAUACCAGCGCACGUUCAUUGUAUGUUACCUGUGACAUCGUUACCAAAAAAAAUGCGGCUACAUAUUUUGGUCCAUGUCGUUUAUUUUAUUGUGCAUUCAUUUCAAACAAGGUACACUGAUUGUAUUUUUUGUUUUUAGUCGGAGACAAUGUUCUGUUUAUGUAAUCUAUUGAGUGAACUUCAUGUCCCCCCAUUUUUACCAAAAAAGCUUUGCAUUCCUGCUUUAUGCUUGCAUUUUCUCCCUUUGAGUCCAUCAGUCUGACCAUCUUGCUUUUUCUGUGAUCAGAAGCACUAUACGAAGCUAUGGGCGCUUUAACGUAAAGCUAUUCCAAUCUUUUCUAUUUCAUUUAUUCCAUCAGCCCUCCAUCAUUGGUCAAAUUUGUUUCUGGCCACCAUCACUUUGCUUGUCUGUCACUCGACCUCAGGCAAACUGCGAAAACUCUUCCUCUGAUAUGACGUAUACACACUGAUUAUGCAUGAUUACACAAAAGAAAAGCAAAAUAUUGUUUUUAGACUCUACGCCUCUUCUACAAUCAGCCCUCCGUUAUUGUUAAAAAGGUUUCAUGCUGCGCCCACUUCACCUGUCUGUCGCGCGAAGUCACAAAAUCGCGAAAAGUCACCAUGUCAAAGUGAGGUGUACGCAUAAAAAUGCAUUAUUAAGCCGAACAAACCUGAAUUUAUUCGGAACAGCCAUAAAGUGCCCGUUCCAAAAUGACUAGGUGAUGGCUGCCCACCUAUCGCUCUGGCACUAAACACUCGGAGUUGCCGGGGGAAAGGGUUUUAUGUACGUAUAAAACACUUUUCCGCGGCAGAUAACGUUGUCGAGCUCUUUUGACACGCACAUGGCAUCACUCUGCCAACUUUUCUUCACUGAGGAUCCGUUUUAGCGGCAUUUUUACUCUUCCGUUGCAUCCUGCUGCGAUUUUCGUCUAUACCCCGAAAGCCAAGCUAGGGGAAGCGGCCCAAUCGCUGGCGCUGGCACUGCCCUCCUCCUCCGGUUGUCUACUUUCAAUGCGUUAGCUUAGCCCCACCGAAACACUCACCACUUAUGCGUGCUCCUCGCAUCUGGUCAGCCACUUAAAUAAGAAAAACCUGUCAAGGUAGGCAAGGCUAUUCGUUUUGAAAGUAAACAAAAGUGACCUCAUGUAAACGAGGAGAGAGAGAGACAUAAGAGGAGAGAAGACAGGGAGGUUAGCCAGUGUAAGCACUGGCUGGCUGCUCUUUGCUAGGGAAAGGGGUAAAUGGAAUAGCGAGGAGAGUGUUUAAUUGGCCCUGUCGAAAAACGCUGCGGGUCACCUCCCGAUGCUUGCGAGGGCAGUUACGUAAACUUGAAGUCAAGGAGUUGGUAUAAAAAGAGGUUGGAAUAGCUUUACGUUAUAGGGCCUCUAUGCCACGCAAACUGCUCUGUUUAUCCAAAGCCAUAAAAUGUUAUUUGGCGAAUGCUGUUACUAAAUCGGCCGUCGUGCAGCUGAGCGCACCAGCUUGAGCAUAAUCUAUAUGGCGCCGC